Molecule: messenger RNA, 615 nt
Organism: Elephantulus edwardii (Cape elephant shrew)
Lineage: Eukaryota; Metazoa; Chordata; Mammalia; Macroscelidea; Macroscelididae
Gene: CD83
Product: CD83 molecule
Exons: 5
Coding region: 1-615 (204 amino acids)
Source: RefSeq, a predicted model, not a curated record
AUGGCGAGCGGCGGCCUCCAGCUCCUGCUCCUGAGCUGCGCCUGCAGCCUUGCGUUCGCGGCGCGGGAUGUGAAGGUGAUUUGCUCUGAAGAGGUAGACUUACCCUGCACCGCCCCCUGGGACCCUCAUGUCUCCUACAGGAUCUCCUGGAUCAAGCUUACAGAGCAAGGCGAAGAAGUGAUUCAGGUGUCCCAAGAAGAUCAGAACACCAAUAAACAAUACUUUUACCGGAAAGAGCAAAACCACUCACUCAUAGCAAGACCAUAUUCUCUGAGCAUCCGAAACACUACCAGCUCCAACACGGGGAUGUACCUGUGUACUCUGUGGGAUCCAGAGGGGCAGAGAAACCAAAGUGGCUCUGUGACCCUCACAGUGAUAGGAUGCCGCAAGGAACACAAAGAAGACAAUUUUAAGAAAUAUAGAGCUGAGAUUUUGCUCCUGUUGGCUCUGGUUGUUUUCUACUUAACACUCAUCAUUUUCACUUGUAAAUUUGCACGACUACAGAGUAUUUUUCCAGAUGUGUCCAAACCUGUUAUGGAAGGAGCUUUCCUUCCAGUCUCCUCCUCAAACAAGCAUCUGGGGCCAGUGUUUCUUCAGAAGACAGAACUGGUGUAA